Messenger RNA from Cuculus canorus (common cuckoo), 5130 nucleotides. It is a transcript of the gene ENC1, whose product is annotated as ectodermal-neural cortex 1. The transcript is spliced from 3 exons. Gene Ontology annotation, molecular function: protein binding. Lineage: Eukaryota; Metazoa; Chordata; Aves; Cuculiformes; Cuculidae. Bases 161 to 1930 code for a protein of 589 amino acids. The record is from RefSeq and is a predicted model, not a curated record.
GCCGCCACGGCAGCCGCCGCCCCGUCCUUCGCUCCCUCCCUCCCUCCCGCCUCCCGCACCGCCUCCGCCCCGCCGAGCACAGCCGGCACCGCGCUCCCCUCCAUGCGCCGCGCCGCACACCGACUGCGCUCGAACGGCGGUCGCUGCGGUGUGAAAGAAAAUGUCAGUCAGCAUGCAUGAAAAUCGCAAAUCUAGGGCCAGUACUGGCUCCAUAAACAUAUACUUGUUCCACAAGUCAUCCUAUGCUGAUAGUGUCCUUACUCACUUGAACCUUCUGCGUCAGCAGCGUCUCUUUACAGAUGUGCUUCUCCAUGCUGGAAACAGGUCAUUCCCUUGCCACAGAGCUGUUCUAGCUGCUUGUAGCCGCUAUUUUGAAGCAAUGUUCAGUGGAGGACUGAAGGAGAGCCAGGACAGUGAAGUCAAUUUUCAUAAUUCGAUUCACCCAGAAGUCUUGGAGCUUCUUCUGGACUAUGCAUAUUCCUCCAGGGUCAUCAUCAAUGAGGAGAACGCGGAGUCACUGCUGGAGGCCGGUGACAUGCUGGAGUUUCAAGACAUUCGAGAUGCUUGUGCAGAAUUUCUGGAGAAAAACCUUCAUCCCACCAACUGUCUCGGCAUGCUGCUGCUGUCAGAUGCUCACCAGUGCACCAAGUUGUAUGAACUCUCUUGGAGGAUGUGCCUUAGCAACUUCCAGAGUAUCAGUAAAAGCGAAGACUUCCUUCAGCUGCCAAAAGACAUGGUGGUACAACUCCUUUCCAGUGAAGAAUUAGAAACUGAAGAUGAAAGGCUGGUAUAUGAAACAGCCAUCAAUUGGGUCAACUACGACCUGAAUAAGCGUCACUGUUAUCUGCCUGAGCUAUUGCAGACUGUGAGACUGGCCCUCUUGCCAGCCAUAUACCUUAUGGAGAACGUGGCCAUGGAAGAACUCAUCACCAAGCAAAGGAAAAGCAAAGAGAUUGUAGAAGAAUCAAUAAGAUGCAAGUUAAAGAUCUUACAAAAUGAUGGAGUGGUCACUAGUUUGUGUGCCAGACCCCGUAAAACUGGACAUUCACUUUUUCUUUUGGGUGGCCAAACCUUUAUGUGUGACAAGUUGUACCUGGUGGACCAGAAGGCAAAGGAGAUCAUUCCAAAAGCUGACAUACCAAGUCCACGGAAAGAGUUCAGUGCUUGUGCCAUUGGCUGCAAAGUAUAUAUCACUGGGGGACGAGGGUCAGAAAACGGAGUUUCCAAAGACGUGUGGGUGUAUGACACCCUUCACGAAGAAUGGUCGAAGGCUGCUCCCAUGUUGGUAGCUAGGUUUGGACAUGGCUCUGCCGAACUUAAACACUGUUUGUACGUAGUAGGAGGACACACUGCAGCAACUGGUUGUCUUCCAGCUUCCCCUUCAGUAUCCUUAAAGCAAGUAGAACAAUAUGACCCUGUGACCAACAAAUGGACCAUGGUUGCCCCUCUGCGAGAGGGAGUCAGCAAUGCAGCCGUAGUCAGUGCGAAGCUUAAGCUGUUUGCUUUUGGAGGUACGAGCGUUAGCCAUGACAAGCUGCCCAAAGUUCAGUGCUAUGAUCAGUGUGAAAACAGAUGGACAGUACCAGCCACCUGCCCCCAGCCCUGGCGCUACACAGCUGCAGCUGUUUUGGGUAACCAGAUUUUUAUUAUGGGCGGAGAUACCGAAUUCUCUGCGUGCUCUGCUUAUAAAUUCAACAGCGAGACAUACCAGUGGACUAAGGUGGGAGAUGUGACAGCUAAACGCAUGAGCUGCCAUGCAGUGGCAUCUGGAAACAAAUUGUAUGUGGUCGGAGGCUACUUUGGCAUUCAGAGGUGCAAAACGCUGGACUGCUAUGAUCCUACGUUAGAUGUAUGGAACAGCAUAACAACUGUGCCCUAUUCACUAAUUCCCACGGCAUUUGUCAGCACAUGGAAGCACCUCCCCUCAUAAUUAUGUGUGUGUUGCAACUACAAAUUAUCAGCUCACUCCUUUAUUUGGAGAAGAAAAUUGCCUCAGAUCUGGAGAAAUGGUUUUAAUGAAGGAAGAUCGUUGAGUCUCUUGCAUUUGAAGAAAGUCAUCUGCACCUUGUAAAUUAUCUAUCCUAGACAUGAAGGAAUAGGAGGGGAAAAAACCUGUUUUCAAUGCUUCAGCACAUGGUUUAAAUAUGAAUGGAUGAACCUAUGAUCUGGUCCCUGUCUAGUAAUUGUGGAUUAAUGCCAAUAUUAAUCAGUCCUUCAAAGAAGAAAAAGAAGAGUCCGAACUUCUCUGAGCUGUGCAACACACAGUACUCUAUUUCCAUGGACUUUGUUGUUUGUAUGAGAAAUCUGAAAUGGUCACCACCUCUCUUUGAGGUGGUUUGAAGUGCCAUCACCAGCUGUGGGAGAAGCAGGACGGAUCUGAAACAGUGAGAUGCCACUGUGAAUGAAGAUACAGUGGUAUUGCAGUUGAACUCUGCUAACCAGAGCGUGCUUGUCUGUGGGCAGCGCCUACAGUAUCUCUCGGAUCCUGUGUUGCAUUGUCCUGCGUGCAGUGACUGACCUGCUUAAUAAGGAACAGCCCAGUGGUGAAAUGUUUCUGCAACAGUGGGGAAGAAAAGAUGUCCCCCAAAUGCUCCUUGUUCUCUUUCCUCCCUAUAUUUAUAAGUAAUUCAAACUGUCCCAUUCUUGUUAUGUUACUUCUUGUAGAUGCAGUUAUUUAUUGUUCAGUGCUUGCAUGCUGAAAGGAUGCCUGCAAUUGUCUUCAUGUUGCAAGGGCUUGUGUGAAUUGUUGUAUGUUUUGCACAUUUUGUGAUUGCUGAUUUGCUCUGCUGCACAAAGAAAGAAAACUGUUGGGUAACAGUUGGAAGUGGGGAGAAGGUGUGGCUUCCCAGUCAGAAAUGGAAGGUUUACAAGGCAGGAUCUUAAAUUACACAUGUACUAAAGGAAGAAGCCAUGGAGGUCACUUCCUCAGGCCACCAGCUCCCCAGGCUGUGUGUGGUGUGUCUUGUAGAUGGUGUCCUUGCUACAUUUCAUUUGUUGGUCAUACCUUUCAAUUUCUAAUCUGGAAAUAGCCAAAAUCUCUUGCAGAUCUCUCUUUGUGCAGCUUCCUGAUUGCAACGCAAAUACUGUGGAAGAGUUUCUGGAUACCAAGCCCAGAUGAAGUCAUUGUCCAAAGUUAUUUAUUUAUUUAUUUGCUUGGAGGAGGGGGAUCUACAAUAUAGACACAUUGAGCUGAAUGAAUGGACUAUGGUGAUUCAAGAAUCAAAACAAAAAAACCUCAAGAUAGGUUAGUGAUGAAGUCUUCUAAAAAAACAAAAAAAAAGAAAAAAGAAGAGCAGCAAUUUUGCACUGACUGGAUUGCCUCAUUCAUCUGGAUUUCAGAUGAUAAUCUGAGUGGCCAGGUGUCAAAGACUGAAGUGCUCUAGCAAAAUUCUUAUGGGGAUAGAAAAUAAAUUUCAAACCUCUUAAUCUUAAAAAUGGCCCUCAAACUCUGCUGCCUUUUAUUUUCCUUAGCCAGGUGUGUCUUAAACACUUGGUUGCUCAGAAGCGUUGGAUACAAUCCUGAGAAACAAAACUUUGAUUUUUAAAUAAAUUUGUUCCUUAUUAGUCUGGUCAUGAGACAGAGAUGGAACAACUCUUUCUUCUGGAUUUUGGAAACUUAGGUUUCACAGGUACUUUCUUUGCCAGAUCCUGUCAUGAAGCAUGUGUUGUAUUGUGUUUUUUCCUAAAUGUUUCUGGAGCCUGACUUAACUGGCACAUUCAGUAACGUGGUUGGUGUGUGCUGCAUUAUAAGUAAACAGCUGCAUGCAUGCAUGCAAAACAAAAAUAGUCACGUUGGUGAUGCUUGCCUUUCUCUGUGUGACGGUGAUGUAGCUGUAUUUGUGAAAGCUUUGUCAUCUCAAAGUGUUUACACUGGUCACUGGAAGUUUCCUCUGUUCUGCCUUACAUGUGACUUGCUGUUUGGAGUAGACCCUUACAUUUCAGAAAUAGAAUAUUUGGAGUUCUGUGAAUACUGAGAGAACAGUGAUUAGCAAAGACAUCAGCAUUUUUUUUAAAGAUUGAGGCCUAACUAGAUGUGAACAAUUAUAGUUCCUCUGGUUAAACCGAUUUCUCAAAAUGAUAGAUUAAAGAAGUGUUUAAACCUACAGCCUUCCCCCCUCCUCCGUACACCCCAGCAUUGAUUCUUUUCUCUUAGAUGUUUUUUAAAUAAUAGGAAAACAGAUAGGAUAGCUUUCUUUUCUAUAUCCCUUUACUUGCACAGGUUGCCCCAUUGAAGCAGUCUUGAAUAGCUCUUGGCUUUCGUCUUGUGGAUCACUCCUGGGAGUGCGAAGGAAGCAGUAAAAUCAGAAUUCUUGUGCUUGGCGUGUCCUCUCCUCGGGUGCUGGUGACUGCACAAGAUACAUGGAAGCAUAGAACUGGGUCCCCAGGGGUGCCGUUGUUUGAAUAGGGGCAUAUAGGUUUGAGGCUUGUUUUCUCCAUCAAGCUGAUUAGAGUCCAGGUGUGAAGUUGCACUGCAUCUAACUACUUAGCUUAUGAAAUUUGUUUUGUUAGUGCCAUGCAGCUUUGGAAAGGGGGAUGAAUUUUCUGCAGCUGUUUCCAAAGUUGUGGUCUGCUUUCAAGUCCUCCAUUAAUUCCUGUGUGUAGACUGAAGGAAGCUGAAGUGAGGGUGGGCGUAUGGCUCUGCAGGAAAUAUGCUAGGCUCUUGCUCUUUGAAGUGAUGUGGGAAUCCUGACUAGCUACUUGACCAUUCCAGUCCUGUAGAACACCCCAUACUUCUAAGUAAAUGCAGUUCACAGCAGAGUGCACACAAAACCCCGGGCAUAAGAUGGGGAGGUUCCUCUUAUUUUGCAGGCUGGUUGCUGUAGAAACAUGUAACAAAGGACAGCCUUCCUCUUCUGGUGUAAUUGUGCCAGCUCCUUUUCUCUGUGCCUGACACCUGUCUGAAUAAGAGUGAUUAAAGCAGAAUAAUGUUUCCUUUCCUGGCUACUAAAGAAGUAGUUCAUGUGCUAAAAGAAAAACAAACCAAAACUGUGCAAGGGAAGAAGUAAAAUUGUCUAUGUUGUUGUCUUUUUGUUUGCUACUACAUCUUAAGGUUUUGUAAAACUUGUGUCUUUUUUUUCACAAUGUGAAACUGAAGGUCAAUAAAUUAUUAGAGAUUUUCUCUCGAUGGAA